Messenger RNA from Coniosporium apollinis CBS 100218, 1164 nucleotides. RefSeq lists its product as uncharacterized. The transcript is spliced from 5 exons. Gene Ontology annotation, biological process: glucan catabolic process. Gene Ontology annotation, molecular function: hydrolase activity, hydrolyzing O-glycosyl compounds. The coding region runs from base 1 to 1164 and encodes 387 amino acids. Lineage: Eukaryota; Fungi; Ascomycota; Dothideomycetes. The record is from RefSeq and is a predicted model, not a curated record.
AUGCUGCCGCCGUCAGACCGUCUGAGGCGACUCGUCGUUCCUUUCCUUUCACUCGUGUCUGUUACCCUUGCUCAGUAUGCUCUCAUUGACGAGUAUCUUCCGACCAACUUCUUCGACAAAUUCAACUUCUACACGGGGCCGGAUCCUACAUGGGGACAUGUCCAUUACAAGAACAGGAGCUACGCACAGGACAAUGGACUGAUCAACACAUAUUCCGACCAUGUGCGACUGGGUGUGGACACUACCAAUCGUUGGCCGAUCGGUGGCCAGGGUCGCCCUAGUGUUCGCAUCUCCACGAAUGCCACCUAUCAACAUGGUCUUUUCAUUGCCGACAUCAGACAUAUGCCUUUUGGAUGUGGAACCUGGCCAGCGUAUUGGAUGCUGGGCCAGGGCCUAGAGAACUGGCCGGCUUACGGAGAAAUUGACAUCAUCGAAGGAGCCAAUUUGCAAGACAAAAACAGGAUGACACUCCACACGUCCAAUAAUUGCACUAUAGCUGGCAACAAUCAGAACAGCGAGCUGGUAACCCCCAACUGCUGGUCACAAGCCGGCGGCUGCGGUGUCCGGGCGAGGACGACCGACACUUACGGAGCAGGGUUCAACACAAUUGGUGGCGGAGUUUACGCUAUGGAAUGGACAUCAUCAUGGAUUCGGAUGUGGUUUUUCCCUCGCAACUCCAUUCCAGCCGGUGUUACGAGCAGCACGCCCGACCCUAGUACAUUUGGAGUGCCUUUGGCCAACUUCCAGGGCCCUAAUACCUGUAACAUCGACUCCAAAUUCGUCAACCACAAGAUAAUCUUCAACAUCGACUUCUGCGGACAAUGGGCUGGUAAUGCAUACGCCAGUUCCGGCUGCCCAUUGACCGCAAACCAAACAGGCUGGGAUUCCUGCGUGUACUUCGUAGGCGAUAACCCUUCGAACUUCACUGAGGCCUACUGGUCAAUCAACUCCUUGAGGGUAUACCAGAUUCCGGACAUCCACUUCAUCUUCCUCUACUCCUCACACUACCACAACGUCAACUACCUCCUCUUCCACAUCUGGAACGUCAAGCGCCGCUUUGCCAGGAAGCACGCUUACCUGUCCUGCCUCCCACGGCACGGUCUAUCAAACCUUUUACAACAGAUAUGUAUUUCAUUGCCGAGUCAGCUUCGUUCAUAUGCCUAG